Cutaneotrichosporon oleaginosum is the source of this 351-nucleotide messenger RNA. RefSeq lists its product as uncharacterized. The record is from RefSeq and is a predicted model, not a curated record. NCBI's taxonomy places the organism in Eukaryota, Fungi, Basidiomycota, Tremellomycetes, Trichosporonales, Trichosporonaceae.
AUGCUCGCCCGUCUACUCCUCGCCACUCUCGCUGCCAUGGCCUUUGCGGCCCCCUCAGCCCCGCUGCCGCCCAACGACUACGUGGCCAAAUACUAUCCCGCCCCACUCCUCCCCAAGGGUGUGAGCUGCCACACGAAGCGCGUACCGUGCGCCAAGGACGCAUGCUACCGCUGCUGCGAUGAUGGGCUGCAUGGCUGCCCGGCACCAGGCUUCGCCUGCUACAAGGGUAUACAGGGAUACAUGUGUCACAGCAUCAAAGGGCCAAUCUACACGAUCCCGAAGCCCCCUAUCGACUGAUGGAGCGUGCAGUUUAUAGGGGCGAGAGUCGCUAGGGCGGACAACAAACAGGCG